This is a messenger RNA of Lycium barbarum (goji berry), 1690 nucleotides long. Its product is annotated as probable polygalacturonase. The transcript has 6 exons. Gene Ontology annotation, molecular function: polygalacturonase activity. Lineage: Eukaryota; Viridiplantae; Streptophyta; Magnoliopsida; Solanales; Solanaceae. Gene Ontology annotation, biological process: carbohydrate metabolic process. The record is from RefSeq and is a predicted model, not a curated record. The coding region runs from base 144 to 1574 and encodes 476 amino acids.
UUUGCUUUGCCUAUAUAUACCACUUGUUUGUAUUUGUAUCUAAACAACAAAUCAACUCGAUACACCAUAGUCCAACUGAAUAAUAAAGUGAUUGUACAGAGCUCAAGUGGGCUACCAAAACUUUUACUUCACAACUGUCUUCUAUGAUGGUGAAGACAGGUUGGUUGUUGUUAGUCAUUCUAGGACUGGUGUUUUCAACUCUAGAAGGAGCAGAGGGAAGAAAAGGAAGAAUUCUUGAAGGGUCCUCCUAUGAGUUGACAUACUCAGCAAUAAGCUGCAGAAGGCACAGUGCAUCCAUAAAAGAUUUUGGAGGGGUUGGAGAUGGAAAAACACUCAACACAAAGGCAUUUCAGAAAGCAGUAAAUCAACUGAGUAAAUAUGCAUCAGAUGGUGGAGCUCAAUUAGUUGUCCCUGCCGGUCACUGGCUCACUGGUAGUUUCAAUCUUACUAGCCAUUUCACUCUUUUUCUUCACAAGGAUGCUGUUCUUCUUGCUUCUCAGGAAAUAAACCAGUGGCCUCUGAUAGACCCCUUACCAUCCUAUGGUCGUGGGAGGGAUGCACCAGGAGGCAGGUAUAUCAGUCUCAUUUUUGGUACUAACCUCACAGAUGUCAUCAUCACAGGUGAGAAUGGGACGAUAGAUGGGCAGGGUGCCCUGUGGUGGCAACAAUUUCACAAGGAAAAGCUAAAAUACACAAGACCUUACUUGAUUGAACUCAUGCAUUCUAAUAAGAUUCAGAUAUCAAAUCUAACCCUUGUUAACUCUCCUUCUUGGAAUAUCCAUCCUGUUUAUAGCAGCAAUAUCAUUAUCCAAGGCAUCACUAUUUUAGCACCUGUAACAUCUCCAAAUACUGAUGGAAUUGACCCAGAUUCUUGCACAAAUAUAAGACUGGAGGACAACUACAUUGUAUCUGGAGAUGACUGUGUAGCAGUUAAAAGUGGCUGGGAUGAGUAUGGUAUAAAAUAUGGAAUGCCAACGAGUCAUCUGAUCAUCAGACGUCUCACUUGCAUUUCACCUUCCAGUGCAGCAAUAGCAUUAGGAAGUGAAAUGUCAGGUGGAAUUCAAGAUGUGAGAAUUCAAGACAUUACAGCCAUCCACACAGAAUCAGGGAUAAGGAUCAAGACUGCCAUAGGUAGAGGCGGCUUUGUCAAAGAUGUAUAUGUCAAGGGGAUGAAACUGCACACUAUGAAAUGGGUAUUUUGGAUGACAGGCAACUAUGGUUCACAUGCUGACACUCACUGGGAUCCUAAAGCUAUACCAGAGAUAAAAGGGAUCAAUUACCGGGAUGUGGUGGCUGAGAACGUGUCAAUGGCCGGGCAGUUAGAUGGGAUAUCCGGGCAUCCUUUCACUGGAAUCUGCAUGUCCAAUGUGACAAUUGGUUUAGCAAAGAAGUCCGAGAAAUAUCCAUGGAAUUGCACUAAUAUUGAAGGAAUUAGCACUAGUGUGCAACCUCCACCUUGUCAGUUGCUGGCAGAUCAGGGCCUAAAGAAGAGUGGGAUGUGUGAUUUUCCUAUAGAAAGUUUACCCAUAGAUAACAUACGGAUGCAAAGAUGUUCUUAUAGAUUGAAUUACUGAUAAGCUUUCCUUACGUGUAAUAGUUCUAUUACUGAAGUAUCGGUACUCUUCAUAGCUACUUCAGAAUACUCUCAAUAGCAUGCUACAAAUAUAAUUAAGGAUUUCAUGUUCUUUUA